UUUUUUUUUUUUUCUCUUUGUUUCUUUUUACUUUGCCAUUUUUUGGGUGGAAAAAAACAGUUUUGGUUUUUGUGUGUGUGUGUGUGUGUCUUUCCAUCUUUUGUUUAUUGAUUGGAUCAUGUCCUUUGAUGAAAGCUCGGAAGAUAAUGUACCGCGUUUGGUUCGACAAGGAGCUUUUCAUCAACGGGACAAACCUUCAUUAUUUAACAAGACACCACCUCUAGAAGAAACCAAACGAUGUACGAUUUGUUUAAAUACAAGAGAAGGGGAUACUAAAUUCAUUGCUCCAUGUUGUUGUCGUGGUUCUGUACAAUAUGUACAUGAACAAUGUCUUAAGGCUUGGAUUUUACGUUCACCUCAAUGUAAUGUAUGUUUGGAAUAUUAUUCUUUUCCAAAAGAAACUAAAUUAUGGCAUGAUUAUCAUUUAUUAUGGACGUUUCUUGUCUUAUUAUUGGGACUGAUGAUGGUGAUGUUGGCUGGUCAAAUCAUUCGAUGUUCUGAACCAAGAAAAAUCCCCGUUAGCAAGUUUCAAUCUAGUAAACAACGUCCUGGUGCUCCUGAUUAUAUAUGGAUUCCUGUUUUCAAAAAUACAUGUUGGCAAGCAGGGAUGGGUGCUUUAUUAUCUCCUUCUCAAUAUAUCACCUUAUUUCUCCUGUGUUUUGGGUUUUUGAUCUAUCAUCGAAGACAAGUCUCUGGAUGAUCCUUAUGGUAUCUCAAAUGAUGUAUAUUCCCCUCUUUAUGAUGUAUAUAUAAUAUUCUCCUUAUUUAUUAUUAUUCUUCUUAUUAUUCUUCUUAUUAUUCUUC
Molecule: messenger RNA, 804 nt
Organism: Halteromyces radiatus
Lineage: Eukaryota; Fungi; Mucoromycota; Mucoromycetes; Mucorales; Cunninghamellaceae
Exons: 6
Coding region: 119-700 (193 amino acids)
Molecular function (GO): zinc ion binding
Source: RefSeq, a predicted model, not a curated record